AUGGGUUGUGCAGUCGCAGGUGAAGCAAGGCCUAGCACUGGCAUGCUCGUGAAUCAGGGAGCCAUAGCAGAUAGAAAUAGUAAAGAUAAAGUGAAGUCUGGUGCUAUGGGACCCUUAUCAGCCUACCCUCAAAUUCCACGAAAUGCUCUGGCAAACUCCAAGAGAUGUGCUCAACUCGUACCAGGAUCAGUACCUGCACAAAGGUGCAGUCGCCUCUUAGAGAUGCCUCUCCCUGAAAUUCCAAAAUCAGAAUUCCUGAAAGUCCCAAACUUGCAAAAGCCUGAAAUUCCAAGUGUUCCAAAGCCCAAGCUUCCAUAUUGGCCAAAGUUUGAGGUCCCAGUUACUGCCCAGAAGCCUGAGGCCCCAGCUGCUGCGCCAAAGCCUGAGAUCCCAAGUUGGCCAAAGCCCAAGCUUCCAAGUUGGCCAAAGCCUAAAAUUCCAAGUGUCCCAAAGCUUGAGUUUCCUUCUUUGCCAAAACCUGAGAAACCUGCUGCCCCAAAGCCUAAGGUCCCAGUUGCACCGAAGCCUGAGAUCCCAAGUGUGCCAAACCCCGAGCCCAAGCUACCAUCUUGGCCAAAGCCCGAGAUACCUGCUGCUCCAAAGCCUGAGGUUCUAGUUACGCCGAAGCCUGAUAUCCCAAGUGUACCCAAGCCCGAUUUUCCAUCUUGGCCAAAGCCCGAGCUACCUGCUGCCCCAAAGCAUGAGGUCCCAGCUAGGCCAAAGCCUGAGAUCCGAAAUGUGCCAAAGCCCGAGCUUCCAUCUUGGCCAAAGCCCGAGCUACCUGUUGUCCCAAAGCCUUAG
Molecule: messenger RNA, 801 nt
Organism: Lycium ferocissimum
Lineage: Eukaryota; Viridiplantae; Streptophyta; Magnoliopsida; Solanales; Solanaceae
Product: protein PELPK1-like
Exons: 4
Coding region: 1-801 (266 amino acids)
Source: RefSeq, a predicted model, not a curated record